Cuscuta epithymum is the source of this 2483-nucleotide messenger RNA. Lineage: Eukaryota; Viridiplantae; Streptophyta; Magnoliopsida; Solanales; Convolvulaceae. The record is from the annotation of a GenBank genome assembly.
GUAUAAGGUGUCCUUGGAUAGCUUUUGAAGUCUAUUUUUAUAAUUGAGUGGUCUCAGUUCGAUAGGAGAGAUUAAUCAUCCAAACAUCGAUCUGGAACGAGCAGUGGUCUGUGAACUCGAGCUGUGAGAGUGCUGAGACUGUUUGGUUGAUAUCUCGAGUUUUACCAAUCCAAUUAAGGCGUGUGAGAUACAAAAAGAAAGCUCUCAAGACGAGAAGUCCGUGAAGGUCUGGUUUGCAUCAAUCGGAGUAGAGGAAGGCUUCCAAAUCGUCCGAUCAGAACGCGACCUCGCAGGGACGGAUUUACUCUUCUAAGAAUCGAGUUAGCCGGAAAACACCCGUUCUAGGGGCUGUUUUCGUAUCAACGGUUAGGGGUUGAAAUAGCAACUUGAGGAGGCUGUUUAGCACCCAUUUCUAAGCAAGGAAUCAGUCCUCAAGCUUCCUUGGCCGAGGCUUUGGUCAUUGGAUCGAGAAGGAAAGUUUUAAAGCUCAUUUGAGGUUGAGGCUAGAGCUUGCUUCCUGUGCUCGUUGCUCGAGAGAUCAUCUAGGAGGGAAGACUUGAAAUGGACCGUGGUGGCAGGAUUACUAGGAGAAACCCGACCGGCCGUGUACCAGUGGAGACUGGACAGGGCAGUCGAAGGACCUCUAGGGCAUCUAGAGGAACUGGCCGUGGAGGCCGAUCACAGACCGUGAGUGACGGUCAUGUUGACACAGAAAGUGAAACCUACUGGUCCUAUGAGGACUCGACUUACCAACCGGAAACCGAGCCGGUUGAGAGCCCUUACGAAGGGGAUGACGAUGAUGUAAGUGAUGAAGAGGGGGAGAAUGACUCCCUAGCAAGAAUUGAGGCGCUGCUCCAACAAUAUCAACGGGAGCGCGAGGAAAGGAGGGAACGCCGAAGGCGCCGGGGAGGGCGAACUUCGGGGGAGGCUUCAAGAGGAAGAAGCCAUGGCGAUUCUCGGGCCCACAUUGAACCACAUGGGGGUCGGGGUGAUUGUAAGGAAUAAAUGUAAUUAGAUUUUGAUGAUGCUAUAGGAUUGGAAAGUUAGAGUACCCCCAAAUUAGAUUUUAUGUAUUAGAAUUUUCAGUUGUAAGUAUUAGUGUAGUCGACGAUCAGAGUUGCUCAGUUUUGGAUCAGAUCAGAAGUGCAUCAGAACUGCUCGACCAGACUUGCUCUAUGAGAACUGCUCCAUCAGAGUUCUCUUAGCAGAAGUCCAUCAGAAUUGCAUCAUAAGAGUUGCUGAUAAACCUGGACAUCUGAUAACCGAUGAGAACUACAGAUCAGAAGUACUCAUCAGCGGACCUAUCAGAGUCAGAAUCAGAGUUCAGUCAGAGAUCAGAAAGUCUUCAGAACUCAACUCAUCAGAAGGCCAUCAGAAUCCAAUACAUCAGAAGAGCCUGAUCAGAGCCCGACGAACACUUAGAAGAUUUCAAGCAACAUCCAACAGAUAUGAAUUCAACGGGUAAAAACAUCCAACGGCUAGAAGACUGUGCAUGAAAGGAAAGCACUUAAUGCACAUUAAAUGAGCCUGAUACGCUGAAGGAUUGAUUGCAAAUAAUUGACCAAGGAAUCCGGGAAGAUAUAUUAUAAAAAUAGAAACCUUCCAAAACGGCGGUCAAGUCAACUGUACGCGCAUUUAAUGCAGUUGUCUCCUCCUCCAACGGGCAGACAACCCCAGUAUAUAAGCUACUCUCUGAAGAUCAGGAAAACAACUUUGCUACAACUUUGCUCAUCAUUCAAGCUCUCUUGAGAUUCAAAUUCUACAACCUUCAACAAGACAAGCUUACGUUGGGAAGAUUCAAACUCCAAAUCUCUCAUCCCCAACAAACAAGCAAAGUUCAUCCUGUUCUUCAACUCUUCAAGAACUUCAUCAAACAUCAUUUGUGACGAAGCAAGUUGGAGGAAAAACUCUGUUUUUCAAAGGAUCUUCUGAAAAGAAGGGCGUCCAAGUAACUGCAGUAGUGAAGUGGUAAUACUUCCGGGAAGCUGAGUGAAAGGACCAGCCAUCGGGACGUGGAACUGCAUCCUGGGUGGCAGCUAGGCUUGAAGAAGGCGUGGAGAACUUCUUAAGUGCUAGGAACUAAGCUUUGUAACCGAUCUACUUCAAAGCUAGUGGAACAGUGGACUAGAGGAACGAGUUGUUCCUUGAACCACUAUAAAAAUAUCCGGUGUCAUUUACUUUACUGCAUUUUUCUUUAUUUCUGCGCUUAGGAUAUUAACUGAUUAACUCUAAGACUUGGAAUCUGUGUUCAGCAGAUCUUGUUUUCAGAGUUAUCAGAAAGGCAUCUUCCUUAGUAUUUUUUUGAGGCUACCCGGACAGAUCAGAAUCCGCUGCCAAGGCCAGUUCUGAUAUCAGAACCAGCCUUUCUCUGUCAUCAGAAUCAGACCUUCUCUGAUAAGUCAGUUUUGACUUUGAGAAAAAGUUGAAAAACCAAUCAGUCUAUUCACCCCCCCCCCUCUAGACUGAUUACCAUAUUUAACGGG